CUUCAAAGCGGCGCGAUGCGAAUCUGCAAGCGAUCAGUUACCGGGCUUGCUGGGAAAACCUGCAGCAGGAGGAGCAGGAGCAGCACCCACCAUUUCCUUGUUGGAGUACGUGAAUGCCAUGCUGGGGCCUAAGAAGAAAGGCGAAAAGGUGGUGGAGUCGCCAUAAUCUCCCUUCAGUAGCUCCAAUACCUCCAUAAUCCUGCCAGCCAGGCUUUGUCCUUCCGCUUUGCCGGCGCCUUUUCUGCACAACCUCAAUCACGCAGGGCUUGACUUGCGCAGUGGGUACAUUUGUCGACAUCGGGUGCAUCUACAGUAGCCCUUUGGGAAUACCACCACAUGCUGCUGGCUUGAUGCAUGCUUGAAUCAUUCGUUCUCGGUUUCUAGCCUAGUGCUGUAGCUAGCUGAGGGUGGGUGGUGUUUGACUCUCCUUGUACUUAACCAAACUUUGGCCCGGCGUUGUGACAUUUAUUUCGGAAGUGGCGACGAUUGAUCUGGAGUGGAGAGAGAGUGUGGGGAGGUUGUGGCAUGUCACGAAGGGAGUGGGUGGAUUUUUUUCUCGCGGUUUGGGGAAUUGGGUGGCUGCAAUGGUGGAGUUUUGUGUCGAUUUGCGGACAGGUUUGGAGCUAUUCGAGUUUCUGACACCGAAAUCUGAUCACACUGCGUGGUGGGCUCCUUGCCGGUGCGGUCUGCCCUCCUCAACCUUCCAUAAUUGCGGGGCGUCCUUCAUGAUUUCACCGCUUCCGACGCCUAGGGUUGCAGUAGCAGCCGCCGGAGGCUUCUCGGGAGUUCGAAGAUUGAGGUGACUACAUCAGCGAACAUAUGGGUACAUAGGUGCCGAAAGAAUUAGAAUGUGCAAGUUUCUGCGCCGCUGAAUAAGUUUGUGAAUAAUGUAUUCCAUGCAUGAUGAUCAUUACUUCCCCAGAAGUUAUGGACCUCGAGAUGGCCGAGGAGACGGCUUUGCACCAAGAUACCCAAUGCAAGACGAACAAAGGGAUAGCUUCCCUCCUAAGUACACAGCUGAAGAUGAUCGAAGGAAUAGCUACCCACCUAAGUACACAGCUAGAGAGGACCGAAGGGAUAGCUACCCACCAAAGUACACAGCUGAAGAUGACCGAAGGGAUAGCUAUCUGCCUAAGUUCGCAGCUGAAGAUGAUCGAAGAGGUGGCUUCGGAAUUAAACAGCCAGUACCGGAUGAUGACAGGGACCGACUUCCGUCGCGGGAAAAUGGCCGAGGGUAUCAUUUCUCGCAAAUGGGUUUUAUGCCAAAUGGGAGAGGAGACGAUUACCCAUCAAAUUAUUCCAUGCAAAAUGAGCGAGGUGGAAGUUAUGUUUCAAACUACAUAACGCAACAUGACCGAGGUGAUGGCUUCCCACCGGGCAGUAGAGGCUUAGCCCCUCUUAUGGAUGAAUCGCCCGGACCCACUGGCGGUUGGGGUUCUUCAAUCACGUCGUAUAUUGGUUCAUGGAUGGGUCGUGAGGCAAACCCUCCCGGAGGCAAAUCACGAGCGGAGAACGGCUUUUCUCCUGGGAACGUUCGUGAGUCACAGAGGAUGCAAGGAUCUCCGGCCUACUAUAAUGGACACGACUCUGAGUAUUCUAGCCGGUCUUACAGUUUGCCAUCUGCGACCUAUGGAAGCCGAGAUAUCAAGGAGAAGGGUGAUAAUGCUCUGACACUGUAUGAACCCCACCAAGUGGCGCUUUACGAUCCUCAACUAACCGCUGCAAGGAAAGAGGUCAAGGAGUUGGAGGCAGCUUUGGCGGAUAGAGAGGCUCGCAUUCAGAGUCUCGAGAAGGGUCUCAAUGGGAAGAAGAAAUUCAUCAUCGAAAUGGAGAAUGACUUUAAAGAGGUUAGGAAGAGUCUGUUUGUAAUGGAGGGCCGGGUUAAGGAUUUGGAAGCAAACGAAGGCGCGCUCCAUGUGAAUAUGAAAGACAAGGAGCAGGAGUUGAGAGGACUCUUCCAGCGCCUUGAGAAAAUGCAAAGCGACUGUGCGGCGAAAGAUGGGAAGAUCAAGGAGCUUCAAAGCAGUUUACAAGACGCUAAACGUGAGAACCAGCAAUUGAAGGCUUGGAGGGUAGAGCAUGAGCAACAGAGGGAGGCACAGGCGGUUGCUAUGGAUCAGUUGAACUCCAAGGUUUUAGAAUUGACGACAGCUAAUGGGCAAUUGGAGAGCAAGAAACAGCAGAUGAUGAAGCAGGUCAAGGAGCAGACACAACGGAUACAAGAUCUCUCACAGCAGGCCUCAAAACAAGAGCAACUAGUGGCAGCCAAAGAGCUUGAGGCGCAGGGUCUUCAGAAUCAGCUGCGCGGAGAGCAGGAGAAGACUUUGAAACUAAGUGAGGAAGUAGAGGAGAAAAUUAGUCAAAUGGACGAGUUGAUUGUGUAUGUGGAGCAACUUGAGCAAGAGCUCGCAGCUCUGCAGGAGCGAGUGCGGAGCACAGAAUCUGAUGAACACGAACAGCUCAAACUGCAUUGCUCUACUUUGGAAGAGAAAAUAGAAUCCCAUGAAGUAGAGAUGCAGAACCUAAGAGCACGGUUGCGCGAAGAGUGGGAAACUAAGUCAAAAUUGAACGAUAGGUUGCGACAAGCUGACAUCCAACUUGAAGAGCUGAAGCAGCACAUCGGAGACCCAAAGAGCAGGGACUCGGGGAUGAGCGUCAGGAGCUUACCCACGGAGCACUUCGGAAGAGACUCUUCUCUUGGUACGCAAGCUACCCCUCAUCUUCUCGAGAAGACUCUGCAACGCGUCCACGAGAUCGCUGGAAUCUUUUCAAGGCUUUUGAUGAAGGCGAUGGAGCAGGGGAAAAUUGACGGCAUGGCAGUAGCACGCAACAAUUUUGUCCGCUCUGUGUCUCUUGGCAAAGCAGCUCCCCUGAAGUAUGUCUUGGAGGCCAUCACUUGUAAGUUAUUAUUCCAAGGCUUCGAGAAUGAAUGCUUUUAUCUUGAAGAGAGCUCCUCUGCAUUUAUGGACCUGGAGAAGCAGAGAGCUGAAAAUUACCGUCAUUAUCAGCAACUCAGCGUCAUGGAGAACACGGAGCAGUACGUGCACUCGGGAGACACCCUCUUCACUCUUUUUUGUCGCAUGAAGCUGGAAGACUUAAGUGACACCAUUCCCGAAAUUGCAAGUAUGGUGAAGGAGAUGGUCGAUCACGCUUUCGAGAAUUCCUUCUCCUCCGAGGACACCUCUACUGAGGUCACCACCUAUCUCGCUGCCAAGCUCGGCACUACGUUCGUCCAGCUUGCGGUGUGUGUCUGGCAGGUACACAAGCUUGCCUUCUCCUUCAACCCCGUGGCUCGCAUUUUUCGUGUUGCGCAAUCUGAGAAGUUCGUGGAGAAGUAUAUGGAAUCUGUCAUUUUCCAGGAGUCAGAAUCCGACGACGACGAGGACAUGCCCAGCUCGGAUAUUUCACGCGUAGAUUUCAUGGUUGUGCCGGGCUUCCUCAUCAACCAAGCCGUGGUACGUAGCAGGGUUUUUGUCGUCACAAAACCCCUCUCGACCUCAGUUCGGCUGCCGUCCCGAGCCUCAUGAGCCUCACAUUCUUUCGUUGUAGAUAUUUGCCAUUUUUCGCUAAAUCCACAAUGCAAUUCGUGGAUAUUCGAUCUUCUAUUGGUCCUAAUUCCAUUAACAUGAUCCGUCCACUGCAAUUUGAGGUGGAAGACGGACACUCUUACGCGUAAGGAACUGGUCUCCUUAACUACUGUAGCUGGUACUGUACUCCACGUAAAUCCUCAAAGACUAAUUUGAGAUUGCAUUCCGGCUGAAAUGUCUUGCAUGUCAUCAAGGCAUUCCAGCUGCUGGAGCUCGAAAGCAGUUCCUUUAGCUCGAAUACUGAGUCCUGUUCAUGAGAAAUCUCCUGAUUUAACAGGACUUGUUAAAACACGCUUACUUGGUUUUUCCAGCAGCUGUGAGUGUGCUACCCUUGCACUUGCUACUAUUCACAACGAUGGUAGACUUGCUAACAUUGAGUAGCUUGUGAACGUCUAUAGAACCACGAUGGCGCUCCACUCAUGUGAGAAUCUCUUGACUACAUUAUGUUUAGAUAACUUCAAUUCGAAGGUCAUGUAGAGCCACUGAAUUGUAGCAUUCAAUAUCUUGGAGUAGAUUGCCUUCUAGUAUUGUUCCAGUUUGCUCAACUUUCAGAGUGAAGGUAGUUGAAAACUCUUGAUUAGAUACCAAGGGUUGGUUUCCCGAACCAUGAGUUUCAAGCAAUUGAUCCUUGAAUGUCAUGAUAUAUUGAGAGGGAUAGAAGUGUAUAAUUAAUAAAUGUUUGUGUAUUUUUACUUAUGGAAGGAAUAUGAAUGUAGGAAUCUAGCUGGGUUAUGACUUAAAUAUCCCACCCAAUUGAUAUAUGUAA
Molecule: messenger RNA, 4353 nt
Organism: Physcomitrium patens
Lineage: Eukaryota; Viridiplantae; Streptophyta; Bryopsida; Funariales; Funariaceae
Biological process (GO): response to red or far red light; negative gravitropism
Source: RefSeq, a predicted model, not a curated record